AUGAGUGGAAAUUUUGGAAAUUCUGUUGAUUAUGAUGGGGAGCGUGGCUUUGCUUCAGAUGGGGUACGAACAUUUGUUCUGGUUGGGCAUACAGGUAGGGGAAAGAGUGCAACAGGUAACAGCAAACUCGGAAGAAACGCUUUCAAGUCAUUGUCUCUCUGUCAAAGCGUGACAAGAACUUCUGAGCUACAGAGUACUGUGUUGCAAGAUGGUUUGUUUGACAUCAUGGUUGAACCUGAAGUCAUUUGGAAUGAGAUAGUCGGAUGUUUUGGCAUGGCCAAGGAUGGCAUCCAUGCCGUCCUUGUAGUCGUCUCAACCAGAGCAGGUUUUUUAAGACGUGAAGGAGCUGUUAUUGAGACCUUGCAGAAGUUUUUGGUAGCAAGAUAA
Messenger RNA from Coffea eugenioides, 387 nucleotides. RefSeq names its product immune-associated nucleotide-binding protein 9-like. The record is from RefSeq and is a predicted model, not a curated record. The transcript is spliced from 2 exons. The coding region runs from base 1 to 387 and encodes 128 amino acids. Gene Ontology annotation, molecular function: GTP binding. Lineage: Eukaryota; Viridiplantae; Streptophyta; Magnoliopsida; Gentianales; Rubiaceae.